This is a messenger RNA of Acomys russatus (golden spiny mouse), 998 nucleotides long. It is a transcript of the gene Bloc1s5, whose product is annotated as biogenesis of lysosomal organelles complex 1 subunit 5. The record is from RefSeq and is a predicted model, not a curated record. NCBI's taxonomy places the organism in Eukaryota, Metazoa, Chordata, Mammalia, Rodentia, Muridae. The transcript is spliced from 5 exons. The coding region runs from base 51 to 614 and encodes 187 amino acids. Gene Ontology annotation, cellular component: BLOC-1 complex; transport vesicle.
CGGGUUUGCGCCUGCGCCGCGGAGGCCCCGGGUGGGCGGAGCUGGUCGGAAUGAGUGGCGGAGGGACAGAGACCCCGGUAGCGUGCGAAGCCGCCCAGAGCGGCGGCGGCAAGAAGCGAGAGUCGCUGGGGACUGCGGGUGCGGCGCACCUCAUUAUCAAGGAUCUUGGAGAAAUUCAUUCAAGGCUUCUGGAUCACAGACCAGUCACCCAAGGUGAAAUUCGCUACUUUGUAAAAGAAUUUGAAGAAAAACGUGGUCUUCGAGAAUUGCGAGUUCUUGAGAACUUGAAGAAUAUGAUCCAGGAAACAAAUGAGCACAUGCUUCCCAAGUGCAGAGACAUGAUGCAGGACGGCCUGGAGGAGGCACUGCAGAGCUUGCAAGCAGCUAACGACUCCAUCUGCAGACUCCAACAGAGACAGCAGGAACGGAAAAAGGUGAUUAAUGAGCACUUGGCAGCUAGUGAGGCGCAGCGCCUGCUCCAGUGGGAGGAAUUCAUGAACGGACAGCCACAGCGGCGAGCUGACGUGGAUGAUGAGCACAAAAGAGCCAUGGAGAGGCUCAAAGAGCAAUAUGCCACGAUGGAGAAAGAGCUAGCAAAGUUUUCUACCUUUUAAGAAUUUGAUCUACAGAGACGAAAGAAAGCACUGCCUUUCCCCCAAAUCCUCCCACCAACCACAUAGCCUCUUCUUCAAGUUCAGCAAUACACUCAGUGGCACUCUUAGGUCUGAAGAGAGAAACUGCUGGAGCCAGAUAAAUGUCCAGUGGAAGAAGAGUGCUUCUGUGCCUAAAUGUGAUCAUUGGAAGAAGAGGAGGGAAAAUAGGACACCUUUAUCGCUAAUCACAUUAGGUCCUUUCAGUGAUUAGCCUAGAGAACUGUGUGUUAAGAGUCCACUUCAUUUUCACCAAGGGUAAAUGGGUUGUCAUUGUGGAUUGAACAGCAGGUGUGACAGCUGCUCUGGGGAAGGGUCACAGCACCCCUGGGGAAGGGUCAGGACAGU